Molecule: messenger RNA, 825 nt
Organism: Hemisphaericaspora subhashii
Lineage: Eukaryota; Fungi; Ascomycota; Pichiomycetes; Serinales; Debaryomycetaceae
Product: proteasome regulatory particle lid subunit
Exons: 1
Coding region: 1-825 (274 amino acids)
Biological process (GO): proteasome-mediated ubiquitin-dependent protein catabolic process
Cellular component (GO): cytosol; proteasome regulatory particle; proteasome regulatory particle, lid subcomplex
Source: RefSeq, a predicted model, not a curated record
AUGUUACAAAAGCUUACGGCAGAAUUAUACUCACUGUUUGAUUCCGAGCAAUACGAUAAAUGUCAAGCAUUAUUAGUCCCUAUUAAAAUUGAGUUAAUUAAACAUGGACUUCUUAUUCCAAAGGUUACCAAUACUUCAACCAAAGAUCAAAUUAAUGAUUUAAAGAUUGCUCAACGAAUUCUUGAGAUUGGUGCAUUGUCAUCAUUAUUAACUAACAAUUAUCAAGGAUUUGAGAAUUAUUUUGCUCAAUUACGUCCAUUUUAUACUUGUAAUGGUUUACAUAAACGUAAACAUAUUAAUACUGAUGCUACUAAGAUUAUUUCAUUAUAUUUAUUAUAUUUAUUAAGUCAAGGAUUAAUUAGUAAGUUCCAUAUUGAAUUAGAAUUGAUUUAUAAUUCACCCCAAUAUGAUGUUGAACAAGAUAAAUAUUUGUUAUUUCCAAUCAAUUUAGAAAGUAAUUUAAUGGAAGGUAAUUAUAUUAAGAUUUGGAAAUUAUUAAAAGAAGAAAAGAAUUUACCAUGUAAAGAAUAUAUUCAUUUUAUUGAUACGUUAAUUACUGCAUUAAGAUUUGAAAUUGCUAAAUCCUUGGAGAAGACUUAUGAAUCAAUUCCAAUUUCAAAUUGUAAGAAUUUAUUAUAUUUACCUCAAGAACAAUCAGAUUCAUCAUUUGAAAAAUUGUUAAGAGAAACUUUAGAAGUUGAUAAUUGGAAGUUUGAAAAUGGUAUAAUCUAUUUCACUAAGAAUGAAACUGAAUUAAAUGUUGAUAAUGAAUCAGUAAUUAAAAAUGUAUUAGGAUAUGCUGAACAAAUAGAAUCUAUUGUAUAA